UUUUUGCACAUGCGCAGAGAGGUGCUGGGGCGGGUGGUCUCUAGAGUUGCGGGGUUUUGACUGAGCGGAGAAAGUGGGGAGGCCUUAAUACUAUAGCUAAUAGUGUUGUUAUUAUCGCUGGUGCAGCUGUAUUUAGUUAAAAAAUAUACUUGAAAAAUACAAAAAUACGGUAUGAGAAGGAACGGGUUCAAGAGCAGAGACGGGCCGGGUUUCGCUCAUCAGCGCAACAGCAGUUCAGAGGGGCUGGAUAAAAUUGACAUGUCUCUGGAUGAUAUAAUCAGGCUGAACAAGAAGGAGCAGAGGAACAUCCAGCCGGCCCGGUUCUCCCAGGGCAAGCCCAGAAUGACCUGGAAACCCCAGCAGGGCUGGCGAGCGCCUCCGAUUCUGAGAACGGCAUGGCACGGGACCCAGCAGCAGCAACAGAGAGGCCUAGGGAUCAACAGGCUAGGAGUCCGAGGGAAGAAGCUGCUGCCUGCUGUGGGGAAGAGGCGUGCCCAGGGCAUCGGCACGUGGCUGGCUGCCAGAAAACCUGGAGCACUGCAGAAAGGAAUCAGCCCACUAAACAGACCCACUUUCACUCAGAUGAGACCCCAUCUUGGGUUGAAGAGAAGGAUGCUCCCUUACAGACAGACUGAUGUACAGAGGAGGCAACUGCCAGCUGUGACAGGGCCUGUCGAGCUCAGGAGGAAUGUUUUGCCAGCCAGCGUCCCCAGUCCAGCAGCCCCACCACUAGCACCACAUCACCACCCAGCUCGCCAGACCCAGAAGGAGUUGCGUCAGGCCACCUUCCUGUCCAGGAGAGGGCUCAAGGUUCAGACUCAUUUGCCGACGGUGCCAAGCCAGCCACCAAUGACCCAAAGAACGCAGCAAUGGCGCACAUCCACCACAGAUGGAGGCAUCCUGACUGUAUCCAUCGACAACCCGACUGCCAGAACGGUGCCACCAGACCCCCCCAGGCCGCGGGUCCUGCGCCCCCCGAUGCCUCCUGCCCCCCUGAAGCUAGAAGAUCUGGAGGAGAAGAAAGUCCCCAAAGGCGUGUCUCUGGAGUUUGACAUAAACAGCGUGGGGAAGCAGACGGCCCUGACCCUGAAUGAACGGUUUAAAAUCCUGAAGGAUCAGAGGACGGCUGUCGCUCAGACUAAAGGGAGUCGCUUUGUUACAGUGGGGUAAAGAGGUGCGCCAGCCAGCUUGAAUGAGGAGGCAGCCGUCCAGCCCCCACUGAAGUCCUCACCGAAUCUGCAGGGAGCAGUUUCCCGUUCCUAAUUCAGGGACCUGAUACAGCAGAUGUGUUAUUUGUAACCCUUACUUACUUUGUACAAUGUUAAAAAGAGUAUGCCAGCUGGGAUUUCAUUUCGAGGUUAAUAGUGAUACAAAAGAAAAGGACUUGGGGUUGAGAGAGGUGGAGACACACAUGGUUGUUUUUUUUUAUAUAUACAUGUAUAAAGUUUCUUAAAAAAAAAAAGAGGGAAUUGUAAAAAUUAUUUUGUAUAAAAACCAAAACUAAUUUUAUCAGUGUUCUUUUAAUAAGCUCCACCAAGUAGAGCAUUUGCUUUUUUUUUUAAGAUCUGUUUUAAAAGUGACCCUCUGUGACCUUGAGAGUCUGUGGCUCUUCUUUUCAGCAGUUCUCCCCUCUCGGUUCACACACCCGCACCCAGUUCUGCGACUCUUCUGAGACGAGCUGUGUCCUUUUGUGUUGGGCUGUCUGAUUGCCCGCACUGAGGAUGUUUGCCCCUGUGCUUGUUUAUCACGGUUACGGUAAUUGUUGUACAUGGUUUAUAUACAAAGAAAUGCAGGGCAGCAGUUGUGUGUUCAUGCUUUCUUGUGUAGUGUUUUUUUUUUGUUUUUUUUUAGUAAAAAAAAAAGAAAUAUUAAAUUCCAAGUGUUGAAUUCUGAAUGUAAAAAAAUAAAUAAAUAAACUUUUUUUUUAAAUAAA
This is a messenger RNA of Acipenser ruthenus (sterlet), 1933 nucleotides long. Its product is annotated as UAP56-interacting factor-like. Gene Ontology annotation, molecular function: mRNA binding. The record is from RefSeq and is a predicted model, not a curated record. Gene Ontology annotation, biological process: mRNA export from nucleus. Lineage: Eukaryota; Metazoa; Chordata; Actinopteri; Acipenseriformes; Acipenseridae. The coding region runs from base 172 to 1170 and encodes 332 amino acids. The transcript is spliced from 9 exons.